Molecule: messenger RNA, 291 nt
Organism: Penicillium paradoxum
Lineage: Eukaryota; Fungi; Ascomycota; Eurotiomycetes; Eurotiales; Aspergillaceae
Exons: 1
Coding region: 1-291 (96 amino acids)
Source: RefSeq, a predicted model, not a curated record
AUGGCUGAUAACGAUCAUGGACAAUCGUCCAGUAAGGACUCCAACCGUCGAGAACGUCCCUUACCAGAUCCUGCACUUAAAUGGGGCAUCACUCCCUCUAAGAAAUACGACCCAGACAAAAAGCCCGGGCCAGAGCACCCCGUCCACAAGAUUCCACUCGAGAAGCAAGAGAAGAUGCGGCGCAAAGGGAUCGAUCCAGUGUUGCGGGCCGAAAUGGACGAGGCAGUCAAGGGAGGCGGUUUCUGGAGAAAGGUGGCCCAGACUUCUAUGGGUGGGGGCUGGAUUAAAUAA